Molecule: messenger RNA, 1072 nt
Organism: Pistacia vera
Lineage: Eukaryota; Viridiplantae; Streptophyta; Magnoliopsida; Sapindales; Anacardiaceae
Exons: 1
Coding region: 599-994 (131 amino acids)
Source: RefSeq, a predicted model, not a curated record
UUAGACCAUCAAUUAUCUAUAAAGAUUACUCUCAUUUUGAGAUUAACAGCAUGCAAUCAAGAUGGAAAUGUAACCUUAAUGAAACCAACUUUGCUCUUUUUCCUUGUGGGUGGUUUCAAUUUUCCAAAUGAAUGGACCUAGUCAAAACCUUAUCAUUAGUUUCAGCUUUCAACGGUAUGAACUCUUAUCGAGAAUUAAGAUCCUUUUCUGAUAUUAUUUUAACAGAUAAUAUCAAGAGAAGAUAUUCUUACAUGAAAUCUGGAAAUCUCGAAGCAAUUUCUAAUGUUUUAGAUAUUUUUUGCUUUGGUUUCUUAUUUCUUGUUUGACCAAAACAAAAUUUGGUAUGUUUUGGUUCAGUUGUUCAAAAAUACCGCGUGAAGUAGCGAAUAAGAAAGCAAGUAAGCCGGCAAAAUAAUGGGUCAAUGUCAAUUUUCAGUGUGGAAUUCGCUUACAUCUAUUUCGAUAUUUUGUUUCCAGAAAACGUUAUGCAAAAACAUACACGUUCUUAUGAUGUUUCCUCUUCUAUUUCUCUUCAACCUCCAAUAAAAAGCUCUUCUUUGUCAGUUCAUUACAUAUUCUUCUUCUCAUUUUGUCACGUAUGGCUCUCUCUCAAGACAAAUUGAGCUUCAUCUCACCAUUAAACCAGCAAGAUCAAGGAGAUGAUGUUGAUGACUACCAUGAAAACAAUGUUUCUUCACAAGGGUGUGAUUGUUUUCUACUUUUCUGCUUCAAAUGGCGGCAAAGCAACAAUAGCAAUCGGCUUUUGCACCAGAAUGGAGAGGAGUACGGAGAGUCAUGGCUGAUAAAGAAGGCGAAGAAAGUUAAGGAAGUCUCUGAGGUAUUUGCAGGGCCUAAAUGGAAGACUUUCAUUAGAAAAGUUGGUGGAUAUGUUAAGAGAAACAAGUACAAAAAUACAUUUCAAUAUGAUCCUCAAAGCUAUGCUCUCAAUUUUGAUAGUGGUGUUGAUAUGGAAGAUAAAGGUCUUGUUUCAUGAUUUGUUAGUGUUGUUCAUACAUGAUUCUUUCAUUGUUGAUACUGUUUCAUUUUUAUGAAAAUGAAGUUGAUUCCCAUA